Molecule: messenger RNA, 738 nt
Organism: Iphiclides podalirius (scarce swallowtail)
Lineage: Eukaryota; Metazoa; Arthropoda; Insecta; Lepidoptera; Papilionidae
Source: the annotation of a GenBank genome assembly
AUGAGAGGAGUUAGUACAAAAUUGCAAUGGGAUAUUAUGACUGGAGUCUGUGUCGAGAGGUUGCCUAUUGUCACACCACCACUUAAUGAUAUGCAAAAGAAGUACAAGGAAUUGUUAUGGACUAUGGAGGUUGAGAAAAGUUUAAAGUCAGACCAUGAAAUCAGACUAGAAAACGAUAAAAUACAGGAAGAAAUGCUUAAAAGUGAUUCACGUGAUGUGGACUUAGAUGCUGUUAGCAAAAUAACUGGUCAGGAUUUUGAAGAUGCAGCAAAUGAAGAGUUGGCGCAAUUUAAAUUCGGAAGUAUUGAGACCGAGGCAGACAAAAAAGGUGACAAGACAACACCAGAGAGGUGUUUGCAAAGGCAUUUAGUACUUGUUGCUCCAAUUAAAUUAGGAAGUGAUUUAAAAACAAUACUCCCACAAGGCAAAUGGGCAGAAGGAGAGACUUUACGACAGACAGCUGAAAGAGUCCUGACAGAAUGUUGUGGGCCAGAACUUAAAGUGCAAUUUAUUUCAAAUGCACCUUGCGGGUUUUAUAAAUAUAAAUAUCCUCCCGGUGAACAAAAAGGUGGAAAGGUUGGAGCCAAAGUAUUUUUCUACUAUGCUAGCUACAAAAGCGGUGCAGACAAAAAUCCAGACAAAGCCAAAUUUAAUUGGUUAACAAGAAAUGAAUUAACAGAAACUUUACCACUUAAGUAUAACAAGUCGGUACAAGAGUUUUUGAUUGAAGAAACCUAU